Catharus ustulatus (Swainson's thrush) is the source of this 4220-nucleotide messenger RNA. Its product is annotated as cadherin-1-like. Gene Ontology annotation, cellular component: catenin complex; plasma membrane; adherens junction. Bases 345 to 3155 code for a protein of 936 amino acids. Gene Ontology annotation, biological process: cell-cell junction assembly; multicellular organism development; homophilic cell-cell adhesion. NCBI's taxonomy places the organism in Eukaryota, Metazoa, Chordata, Aves, Passeriformes, Turdidae. The record is from RefSeq and is a predicted model, not a curated record. The transcript has 14 exons. Gene Ontology annotation, molecular function: calcium ion binding; cadherin binding.
GCGAUGGUGGCAGUGCUGCCUCCGGAGCCUGGGUGCUGCUGGCUCCAACAACUCUCUUAGACAAAGGGUGUUUGUUCGGGAGCGCGGCUCUGCUCAUGUGAUGCCGGCUGACCGCUGCCUCGUGGUGGCCCAGCUCUACUGCGCCCAGUCGGGUGCCGAGCUAGUGACAUCGGGACCUGCUGUCCCUGGGGUUGGGGGUGCUGGAGAUACCUGGGCAGACUGAGGGGCCUGGCUGCCAGGACACUGGGUGCUAGUGCAGGUGAGUGACUGCUGCACUUGUUUUUAUUGGAAAAGCAGCUGGAGCAGCAUGGGCACAAUGGUGGUGACAUGGCACACUUGGGGACAUGCUGUGCCACCGGGAUACACCCAUAUGGGGAUGUGCCAUGCCUGGCGCCAUGGCAUACAUGGUGCUGGGGACAGGGACAUGCUGUGCCAGGUGCCACUUGCCCCAUUGUCACUGUCUGGCAGGGAUCCUGUGGCACAGUAGGUCCUGCCAUGUCCCAUCCUGGACCAAGGCCAGGGCAGGGAUGCACGAUGGGUUGUGCCCAGGAUGGAAUCCUGGCAAGCCAUGUGUCACUGUGUGUGGAGUAUCCCCACCACCCCAGGCUGCUGAGGCAUGGUUGUGCUGUGUGUGCCCAUGUCCCCAGAACACUCUGUCACUCAGUCCCCUGUCCCCAGUGAACUUUGUGGACUGUGGCGAGUCGCGCCGUGCCGCCUUUGUCCCGGAUGACACGCGCUUCAAGGUGAGCAGGAAUGGCAUUGUCUCUGCCACCCGGCCCCUGCGGCUCCAGCAGCGGGAGAUCACCUUUGCUGUGCACACCUGGGAUGCCACAGGCAAGAAGCAUUCAGCCAAAGUGACCCUGCACCGGCGGUCACACCAGCACCGACACCAUGAGCGGACGCAGCAGGAGACAGUACCUGAGGUGCUGACCUUCCCGGAGCAUGGACACGGCCUCCGGCGGCAGAAGAGGGACUGGGUCAUCCCCCCCAUCAACUGCCCUGAGAAUGAGCGAGGGCCUUUCCCCAAGCCGUUGGUGCAGAUCAAAUCCAACAAGGACAAGGAGACAAAGGUUUUCUACAGCAUCACGGGGCAGGGAGCAGAUAGCAUCCCUGUGGGUGUCUUCAUCAUCGAGCGGGAGACAGGGUGGCUGAAGGUGACACAACCCUUGGACCGGGAGAAGAUGGAUAAAUACGUGCUCUACUCCCACGCCGUGUCAGCCAACGGGCAGCCCGUGGAAGACCCCAUGGAGAUCAUCAUCACCGUCACUGACCAGAACGACAACCGGCCCGUCUUCACCCAGCAAGUCUUUGUUGGUUACAUUGAGGAGAACGCAAAGCCAGGCACAUCUGUGAUGACCGUGAACGCUACGGACGCAGAUGAUGCGAUUAAUGUGAACAAUGGCAUCAUUGGCUACUCCAUCCUCAGCGAGGAGCCCAAGGGUCCACAGCGGAUGUUCACCAUCAAUGCUGAGAAGGGCAUCAUCAGUGUCAUUGGCACAGGACUGGACCGGGAGACCACUCCCAACUACACGCUGAUCAUCCAGGCUGCAGACCAGGAGGGCACUGGCCUGACCAACACCGCCACUGCCAUCAUCAAAGUCACUGAUGCCAAUGACAACCCUCCUGUCUUCGACCCCACCAUGUAUGAGGUCUCAGUGGAUGAGAACGAGGUGGGGGUGCUGGUGACCCGGCUGUAUGUGACAGACCAGGACCUGCCAGGCUCCCCGGCCUGGAACGCCGUCUACCGCAUCCAGAGCGGGGACCCGCAGGGCAACUUUGAGGUCACCACUGACCCCAAAACUAAUGAUGGGAUCCUGAAAACUGCCAAGGGCCUGGAUUAUGAGACCCAGAAACGGUACACGCUGGUGGUGUCAGUGCAGAACGAGGUUCCCUUCACUGUGCCCCUGAUUCCUGCCACAGCCACUGUCCUGGUGGUGGUCAGGGACGUGAAUGAAGCCCCCAUCUUCAUACCUGCGGUGAAGCGGGUGGAGGUGAUGGAGGAUGUGCCAGUGGGAUAUCACAUCACCUCCUACACAGCCCAGGACCCCGACAAGGAGCAGAGCCAGAAAAUCACGUAUCGCAUGGGCAGUGACCCUGCGGGGUGGCUGGCCAUUGACCCUGAGAACGGCAUCGUCACGGCAGCCCAGCCCCUGGACCGGGAGUCGGCACACGCCAUCAACAGCACCUACAAGGCCAUUGUCCUGGCCGUGGACAACGGGUCACCAAACCAUGCCACCGGCACGGGGACGCUGCUCGUCAGGCUUCAGGAUGUGAAUGACAACGGGCCUGUGCCAGAGCCCCGGAGCUUCGACAUCUGCAACCAGCAGCCCGAGCCGCAGACACUGACCAUCAUCGACCUGGACCUGCCUCCCAACACCCACCCCUUCAAAGCAGAGCUGAUGCAUGGCUCCAGCAGCAACUGGACUGCCAGGGUGAAAGAUCCAGACAUGGUGACGCUGAGUAUGAGCAAGGAGCUGGAGCCGGGCGAGUACAACAUCUUCCUGAAGCUGAUAGAUGGGCAGGGCAAGGACCAGAUCACACAGGUGCGAGCCCAGGUCUGCAGCUGCGAGGGGCCAGCCAAGAACUGCGAGCGACGAGCGUACAUCUCUGGUGGCAUGGGCGUGCCCGCUAUCCUGGGCAUCCUGGGGGGCAUCCUGGCACUGCUCAUCCUCCUGCUGCUGCUGCUGCUCUUUGUGAAGAGGAGGAAAGUAGUGAAGGAACCACUGCUCCCACCUGAGGAUGACAUGAGGGACAAUGUGUACCACUAUGACGAGGAGGGUGGUGGCGAGGAGGACCAGGAUUAUGACCUGAGCCAGCUGCACCGGGGGCUGGACGCCCGGCCCGAGGUGAUCCGCAAUGAUGUGGCCCCCCCGCUCAUGGCAGCCCCUCAGUACCGGCCCCGCCCCGCCAACCCUGAUGAGAUCGGGAACUUCAUUGACGAGAACCUGAAGGCGGCCGACACGGACCCCACAGCCCCUCCCUACGACUCGCUGCUGGUGUUCGACUACGAGGGCAGCGGCUCGGAGGCCACCUCGCUCAGCUCCCUCAACUCCUCUGCCUCCGACGGCGACCAGGACUACGACUACCUCAACGAUUGGGGCGGCCGCUUCCGCAAGCUGGCCGAGCUCUACGGCGGCGGCGAGGAGGAUGAUUAGGGACCCCCAGCCGCUGCUGCCACCUCAUUUCACCCCUCUGGACUCACGUCGGUUUAUGUCCGGGGUGGCCAAACCCCCUCCCAACACCUCCUGAACCCUGUGCCCAUGUCUCCCUCACUGAGAAAAGCUCAGGCUCGCUGGGGAUGGGGGUGUUUUGCGGUAGUCUGGGUGUUUCCUGGCCCCCUUGGCUCCACGGCAUGGAACACUCUAGUCCAUUCUCAGUUCUGGAACUGAGGUGCUCCCAGCUGUGGGGGGCUGGAUCAGGUCCUUCUUCCCUUUUCCAUGGGGAGAAAAAGGGUUUCUCUGGCGCUCUCCACAAUACCUCAUGUUCCCAGCCCCACACAGGCUCUGAUCGUGAACCUAGUGCUGGAGAAGUGUGAUGAGGUACCCGAUCAACACAGACCAAAGAUGCACCAUCACACAGAUUUGUAUUUACUACAGUAUGUACAGCCAGAUUUCUAUUUUUCUGUAUCCCAGAUAAUGGUUUGAUUUCUUCUUAUGUUGUGCCAGCUGUAAUUAGCGUGCAGUCAUUGAAAGGUGCUUUCCAGAAUCAAAGGGCUUUCCCAAAAUCCUCACCACCUCUGUAGUUAGCUGUCAUGGUUUGUAUUUUUUAUCAUGGGAAAAGGGUCUGAUGCGAGCUGUGAAACUAGUGGCAGCUGAGUGUUGAUUACAUGGUUUUUAUAUAAAAUUAAAAUAAUAAAUUGUUUUAAGAAAACCAAACCACUUUUCUGUGUGUGAGGCUCUGCCGGUGCUCGAAGGUUUUACCUGUUGGACAAGUGUGGCCAUGGCCCCCCUCCACAGGGCAAGUGGGCAGUCAGAAUCAUGGAAAGGUUUGAGUUGGAAGAGACUUUUAAGGAUCAUCCAACUGCCCUGGGACACCUUCCACUGUCCCAGGCUGCUCCAGGCCCCACCCAACCCGACCUUGGGCACUCCCAGGGAUGGGGCAGCCACAGCUUUUCUGGGCAAGUGCCAUGGCCUCAUCACUCUCAAAUGAGAAGGAUUCCUUCCCAGCAGCGCAUCCGACGCUGCCCAGCGGCAGUGAGCAGCCAUUUCCCCUCACCCGAA